This is a messenger RNA of Parastagonospora nodorum SN15, 1380 nucleotides long. RefSeq lists its product as hypothetical. NCBI's taxonomy places the organism in Eukaryota, Fungi, Ascomycota, Dothideomycetes, Pleosporales, Phaeosphaeriaceae. Gene Ontology annotation, cellular component: catalytic step 2 spliceosome. Bases 1 to 1380 code for a protein of 459 amino acids. The record is from RefSeq and is a predicted model, not a curated record. The transcript has 2 exons.
AUGUCCGCCUCGUCGAACUCGCAAGCGCUCACAAAGCGCGAUGCCUCCUCCGCGCUCAUGGCGCCGCCUCCUAAGCCCAAAAGAAUCAAGCGCCCAACGACUGUCCUAGACGAGGACACUUAUGUCUCCGCCGUUUCGCACAUUAUCCGCCGCGACUUCUUCCCUGGUUUGGCAGAAGCAGAUGCCCAACGCGAGUACUUGAACGCCGUGGAGAGCAAGGACAAGUCAUGGAUACGCGAGGCCGGGAAGAAGCUCACACAAGCCAUGACGCCUCUAUCAAGUGGUCGAAGAAGAGUCUCGGAGCGCACGCGAUUCGACAGACCCGGUGGUAGCACAGAUCGCACACCAAGUGUCUGGGGCGCAGAUACGCCCCUCAGUAUUGCUCCGUCCGAAGCUGGCGGAGAAGAAGAAGGCCUCGGAAAGCUAGACAACGUCGACCUCAACAUGAGCCUCGGCGCCUUCCAAGCCAAAUACACGAGCGAAGACCAAGAAAGCUUCAGCCAAAUCAUCGACGCGCAAAACGAGAAGAAAUUUGCCAAAAGCGCCUGGCUCCGCGACGGUAACAUGUACGCCUCCAAGCAACGCAUUGCACAGCACAAAGUCCUCCAAGCCCGCGCCGCCGCAAAUGAAUCGAAAGAACUCGUCCGCCCCAGCGCAAACCUCGAUGACCGCCCCGCCGCGCCCACGGGCACCAAACACACAGCCUUCAACUCCCUCAUGUUUGCCCCCGACAGCGUCGAAUCAUGGGCGCCGACCCGCGCCCAGGCCGCGGAAUCCGCCUCCCUCGCUCCCCAGAAACAAGUCCUGUACAACAACACCCGCCUGCCUGCGCCUGAACCCGAGCCCCCGCGGCCCUCAAGCCCAACCUCUAUCCUCCAUCCGCGCCGCCGUGCAGCGAAACGCCCCGGGAUUAAAGGAUACGCAUUCGUCGACGCCCAUCCCCCUUCUGACGACGAUGACGACGCACCCACCGACCUGCUCGCGCGCUAUGGCGUCGAUGGGAGCAAAGCUACGCCCUUCACCAUCAACGAGGCCAGCCAGAGGGAGAAAAUGCACCACAAGAUGGUGGAGAAAAUCGGCGCGAGUCGCGCGGAUAAGAAUCCUGUGGCCUCGGGCAAGGGCUUGGGUAUCUUCACGUCGGAGACACCGAGGUUUUUGUCGGCGCCGACGCCGAGGGGGGGAGGGUUGGCUGGGGGAAUGACGCCGGGGCGGAAGGCCAAGGGCGAUUUGACGCCCGCGGCGCAGAGGUUAUUUGAGCGGGUGGGCGGGGGGACGCCGAGGGGGAAUCGGGCUGGAGGGUUUGGGGGAGCGAAAGGGGGGAGUGGGAGUGCGUUGGGGAGUGAGUGGACGCCUACGAGUCGGACGAAGAGGAAGGCUUGA